UCAUGCCUGCCGCUGCCGCUGCGCUCCUGCCGCCGGGCCGCCAACUCGGCGGGUGAGCCCCUCCUCGACACCCAGGAUUUCUCCCCCACCACUACCGGCAGCAUGGAGAGCAUGCAGGAGCUCCAAAACCCACUCUUGGCCAAGGCCAAUGGGCACCUGCAUAGCAGCUAUUCUUACCACCAGCAUCACAGCCAGGACUACCCCAGCCAUCGCUGCCAAGGGAAACUGUAUUCCUACAUCUUCCAAAACACUGGUGGUGCCAGGACUCACCAGCUGCUGGAUGCCAGUUCCCUGCAGCUGGCUGUUGAAGCUUUGUACGGCCCCAGUUUCAUCCUCGUGAAGGAUGAGACCACUCUUAAGGCCAAGGACAGCAAGAUGGAGAGCUGCGAGACCACCUUUACGGAAAGCAAAGAGGCUCCACCUGAAGCUCCUGAAGCGCAUGAGGCACAAGGGUCCUGCCUGGUGGAGAGCGACAUCCGCAUCCAGACUGUGUCCUAUGAGGUGGAGGAAGAGGAGCUCCAGGAGUACGAGAGCGACUCCUCCAGCGACAGUGAAAGUGAGGACCAUUUCCUGAUGCUUCCCCCACGCGACCACCUGGGCUUGGCCCUCUUCUCCAUGCUGUGCUGCUUCUGGCCCUUGGGGAUUGCUGCCUUCUACUUCUCACAAGGGACCAGCAAGGCUGUCUCCAAAGGAGAUUUCCACCUGGCCAGUUCAGCUUCCCGCCGAGCGCUCUUCCUCGCCGCGCUCUCCAUAACCAUCGGCACAGGAGUGUACAUCGGGGUGGUGGUAGCGCUGAUCGCUUAUCUCUCCAAAGGGGGCCACGUAUAGCUGCCAUCUGCACAUCAGCCCUGUCCCCACCCACUGGCCCUCAUGGGAUGGAGCUUUCCUGUGGAGCACAGGGUGCCAGUGCCUGCAAGGGGGCUGCUUGCACAGCAGGACUCUGCCUUGGAUGCCCUAUGCAAGCUCUUUCCCCUUUCAGAAAAACAGCAGACCCCCAUUCUCCCUGAGGCUGUGGGGUGUAACCACCUAACAAUAGGGAAUUGGGCACCAGCCCGGCUGCAGGGACCAGAAGGAGCACAUUUUCCAGGUGAAAGACAUGCAGGAGAGACAUUGCAUGCUGCUGCUGGGCUGGUACCACCACCCCUGAUGCGGGGCCAUGGAUUCUCCUCCCAGCCUCGCAGCUGGGAGAUCCACCCCUGGUGCUCAGCCUUGGCCCAUGAAGGGGGCACGCACGGAGGAGAAGGAAUAUGGUGCCAGGGAAUGACCACUCUUUCUUCUGGGAGGCCAGGGUGCUGGAAAGGGGGAUCUCCAGGCUCCUGUGAUGGGGACAACAUUCUCAUUUCAGUGCCACAGGGUGGCACCUGCCUCUCAGCUGCAGCCAAGGAAGAGGGCACAUCAUGGUCAUGACCAAAAGACAUGCUCUUCACAUCCCUCUGCAGACAGAUUCCUGGUCCACAGGAGAACAUUCCAGCCACUGGCUCAUCCCAGACCAGAAACAAGGAGGAAGGCAGGCUGGUGGUUGCACACCAUCACUCCCAUUGUUGGAAUAAGCUGGCAGAGACAGCAAUGUUUUCUCCAUGUUAAUAGUGACUAUAAUGAUAAUUGCAAGUCAGAGUUCCUGUAAGGUCAGUGUCCCACAGUGCUGGGCUCUGAAGAUGCUUGUAAAUGGCAAUUUCUACCCGAGACGAGACCUGGGACGGGUGGAGGCCUGAAGGACUCCACUCUUGACACUUGGUCAGGGCCUUGUACAUCAAGAGAAAUGGAAAGAAAAGACCAACAAGACACACAGAGCCCAGGGUGGGAAUGCUGUUUGCAAGGGAAUGAGAUCCAAAGGAUGAGAACUUGGAGGGAGCCCGGAACACAGGGGCUGACCCAAAAACACUUCUUCCCAUGCCUCGGAGAGGGGUAUCUUCAUCCUUCCAAAAGCCUCUGCUGACAAGGAAGUCCCACGCAUCCCCACUUACAUCUCACUUUUGCUAAUUCGUGUAUUGUCAGCAACAGUCAGGUGCUUCAGAGGUGGGUGUGAUGACAAUGACUGCCUCAGGGGGCUGGUGUUAAAAGGCCCUGCCUCACCCCUGCUCUGCAGCAUCCACCUUGAUGCUCCCUUCCUGCUCCCUCCUUCCCCAGUGUACAGAGGGCUGCAGGCAGACUCUGAGUGCCUGUCACCCCCUUCCUGGGGUUUCUGGGCAGGCUGCAGCUGGCUCUUCAAGAGAUGCAGCAUGUUCUCCAGCUGGGUGCCAUUCAAAUGUACAUUUCAUCUUUAAGAAGCAUGUUAAUGUCUGCGAUGCUGUUGUACUUGAGCCAUAAAAGAGAGAAGUGCAUCAGAGACCUGUGCAG
This is a messenger RNA of Melopsittacus undulatus (budgerigar), 2337 nucleotides long. It is a transcript of the gene SYNDIG1L, whose product is annotated as synapse differentiation inducing 1 like. Gene Ontology annotation, cellular component: membrane; intracellular membrane-bounded organelle. The record is from RefSeq and is a predicted model, not a curated record. Bases 103 to 828 code for a protein of 241 amino acids. Lineage: Eukaryota; Metazoa; Chordata; Aves; Psittaciformes; Psittaculidae. The transcript has 4 exons.